AUGCGACCGGCCUGGGCGGCGGGAAAACGAGGGCCGACGGGGCGGAUGAAGCCGAGGUCUGAGGGAAAGGGAGCGAGGGGCGAGCGGAAGGGGACCGGCGGCGGACGGGGAGGGGGCGGUUGUGAGGCGCGGGGCGGGGGGGGGGGGGAAAGGGCGGGAAGCUGGGCGGGGGAAGCCCGGGACAAAACUAAAGCCCGGCGGCCGAUUCCCCCUCAGCGGACGGGGACGAGAUGGGAGGGACGGAGGGGGAGAAAGGAGCCCCGCCCCUUCGCGCAGGCGCUUCGCGCCCUCGCCGCUCCCCUUCGCGCAGCCGCCUCGCGCCCUCGCCCCUCCCCUUCGCGCUCUCGCCCCGCCCUUUCGCGCAGGCGCCUCGCCCCUCCCCUUCGCGCCCUCGCCCCUCCCCUUUGGGCAGCCGCCUGGCGCCCUCACCCCUCCCCUUCACGCAGGCGCCUCGCGCCCUCGCCCCGCCCCUUCGCGCAGCCGUCCCGCCCCCUCGCCCCGCCCCUUCGCGCGGCCGUCCCGCCCCCUCGCCCCGCCCCUUCGCGCAGCCGCCUGGCCGCCUCGCGCCCUCACCCCUCCCCUUUGCGCAGCCGCCUCGCGCCUUCGCCCCUCCCCCUCGCGCUCUCGCCCCUCCCCUUCGCGCAGCCGCCUCGCGCCCUCGCCCCUCCCCUUCGCGCUCUCGCCCCGCCCUUUCGCGCAGGCGCCUCGCCCCUCCCCUUCGCGCCCUCGCCCCUCCCCUUUGCGCAGCCGCCUCGCGCCUUCGCCCCUCCCCCUCGCGCUCUCGCCCCUCCCCUUCGCGCAGUCGCCUCGCGCCCUCGCCCCGCCCCUUCGCGCGGCCGCCUCGCGCCCUCGCCCCGCCCCUUCGCGCAGGCGCCUCGCGCUCUCGCCCCGCCCCUUCGCGCAGCCGUCCCGCCCCCUCGCCCCGCCCCUUCGCGCAGGCGCCUCACGCCUUCGCCCCACCCCUUCGCGCAGCCGCCUCGUGCUCUCGCCCCCUCGCCCCGCCCCUUUGCGCAGCCGCCUUGCGCUCUCGCCCCGCCCCUUCGCGCAGCCGCCUCGCGGCCUCACCCCUCCCCUUUACGCGGCCGCCUCGCGCCCUCGCCCCGCCCCUUCGCGCAGCCGCCUCGCGCCCUCGCCCCUCCCCUUCACGCAGCCGCCUCGCGCUCUCGCCCCGCCCCUUUGCGCAGCCGCCUCGCGCCUUCGCCCCUCCCCCUCGCGCUCUCGCCCCACCCCUUCGCGCAGCCGUCUCGCGCCCUGGCCCCGCCCCCUCGCGCUCUAGCACCUUCACCCCUCCCCUUCUCACAGGCGCCUCGCGCCUUCGCCCCGCCCCCUCGCGCCCUCGCCCCUCCCCUUCGCGCAGGCGCCUCGCGCCCUGGCCCCGCCCCUUCGCGCCCUCGCCCCCUCACCCCUCCCCUUUGCGCAGCCGCCUCGCCCCCUCGCCCCGCCCCUUCGCGCAGGCGCGUGGCGUUCCCGCCCUUUCCCUCUCCCUCCCGCCUCCACCCUGAGGCGGCAGUUGGGCGCGGGCGGCUGAGGGGGAAAGGGAAGGGGAAGUGUGGGCCACCAGCGGGCUUGACAUGA
Tachyglossus aculeatus (Australian echidna) is the source of this 1575-nucleotide messenger RNA. Its product is annotated as extensin-like. The transcript has a single exon. Lineage: Eukaryota; Metazoa; Chordata; Mammalia; Monotremata; Tachyglossidae. The record is from RefSeq and is a predicted model, not a curated record. The coding region runs from base 1 to 1575 and encodes 524 amino acids.